Molecule: messenger RNA, 789 nt
Organism: Cimex lectularius (bed bug)
Lineage: Eukaryota; Metazoa; Arthropoda; Insecta; Hemiptera; Cimicidae
Exons: 2
Coding region: 406-762 (118 amino acids)
Source: RefSeq, a predicted model, not a curated record
UUAUUUUGGUAAAACGGGGAAAAAGUAUUUCUUUUUUACUUUCCGACAGUUCUAAGUGAACCGUUAGAAAGAGCUGUCAUAACGGAGUCUUUUUUUUAUUCACGUUUGAUUUUUUUUAAUAUAUAUAUCAAUUAAUGCGUCCGACCGUCAGGAGAGAUUUUUCUUAAAAAAAAGCUAAAUUAAAAAAAAAUAAAAAACGACCGUCCCAUAUGGUCGGCUGAUGGUUAAUUAAAUUCAACAAGCACACAUGUAGCGAGGAAAAAAACCGUUGGUGGGUAGGAGACGAAAAAAAAAGAAAAGAAAAGAAAAGCGCGUGGCUCUUUGGUUCAAAAAGGCGUGAGAGGCGCGGAUGGAGUGAAGCCGGGGGCCAGGCCGGUAUAUAAAAAAAAGCAGUUCGAAGACAAAAUGGGUAAGGGAAAGAUGCCGCGUUGCUCCUGCAACAAGUACAAAUACGAUUUCAACGACGGCAGGGGACGAUAUCCGGCCGGCAUCCAGAAGGAGGACCUCCUUUGGGCCUACUUCGUCAUGAGAAUGGUGUUGCAGAUCUGCGAGGUGCUCAGCGACCCAGAACUCCUCAAGAGGAUUCAGGACAGGCAGAAGACCGGUCCAGCGACCAUGUUCGACCUGGCAAUGAUGUGCUGCGCUACGAAAAACCCUGGAGCGUUCCAGGAUGCCGCCAAUGCAGCCAGAGCACAGAACGCCGCCAACGCCAACAAACCACCUGGCGAAUCCAUGCCAGAAGACCAGGGCAAAAAACAAUAAAUUAAAAAAAUUCACUAUUUAAAACAA